GUGCAGUUGAGCGUUUCGCACGAGGUGGUGGAGAUAACGAGGGCGCAGGUGGACGAAUUCUGCGGCAACGUGCUCGAGGUGCGGGGCACCGGCGGAAGGAGAGUGCUCGCCAUGUCCUCGCGAGCGUUUGCUGCCUUCACCGACGCGCAGCUUACGGUGCUGCGCCGACACACGGACGAGCUGGUGCACGCCGCCAUUCCGACCAUUGAAACCGUGGGCGGUGGCGGAGUGCGCUGCAUGAUGGCCGAGAUCUUCUAG
Messenger RNA from Acanthamoeba castellanii str. Neff, 258 nucleotides. RefSeq lists its product as uncharacterized. The transcript is spliced from 2 exons. The record is from RefSeq and is a predicted model, not a curated record. The annotation marks the transcript as partial. Lineage: Eukaryota; Discosea; Longamoebia; Acanthamoebidae.